AUGGAUGGCCGGAAGAAGAAGAGAAAGGUCCUCUUGAUGGGCAAGAGUGGCUCGGGGAAGUCGUCUAUGCGCUCGAUCAUAUUCAGCAAUUACGUUGCCAAAGACGUACGGCGGCUGGGAGCCACGAUUGACGUUGAGCAUAGCCAUGUCAAGUUUAUGGGGAACCUGACAUUGAACCUCUGGGAUUGCGGAGGCCAAGAUGCCUUCAUGGAGACUUAUCUCGCCUCGCAACGAGGGAACAUCUUCUCCGACGUCGCAGUCCUCAUCUACGUCUUUGACAUCGAGUCGCGCGAAGUCGAGCGCGAUCUAGACACAUACAUGGCCAUCAUCGGCGCAUUGAGAGAAUACAGCCCGCACGCCUACGUCUUCUGUCUCGUCCACAAGCUCGACCUCAUACAAGCCGAGCACCGGCAACGCAUCUACGAGGAGCGCUCCGCUCUCAUUCGCAGCCGCACCGAACAUUUCACAAUUGAUACGUUCGGGAGCAGCAUUUGGGACCAAUCCCUUUACAAAGCCUGGGCGGGAAUAGUCCACAAACUCAUCCCAAAUCUUACAGUGAUCGAACGAUUUCUGCACGCUUUCGCCAAGCGCAUCGACGCCGAGGAAGUCAUUCUAUUUGAGCGCUCCACGUUCCUCACAGUCACCUCCGUCUCAUCGGAGAUUGGCGAUCUGAACCCGAUAUACGACCGCCAUGAGCGAUUAUCGAAUAUCAUGAAGGCGUUCAAACACUGCGCCGCUCGCAAUACACAUACAACGCCCGCCUCGGCGGGGUUCGUCGUCAUGCACACCAAAACACCCCAGUUCAAUGUAUUCCUCGGCCGAUUCACAGAUAACACAUACAUAUUCAUCGUUGUACCACCAGGCGAGGCAGCAUACAACUGCGCCGUGCUUAAUACCAUGCUCGCCAGAGAGGGCUUCUCUAAAGCUGCAGGUGCCGUACAUGGAGACAGCUUCCCGCUUCCUGCGGCCGACUUCCCAGAUGAGUCGAAUAGCAACUAA
This is a messenger RNA of Aspergillus mulundensis, 999 nucleotides long. RefSeq names its product Rag GTPase GTR1. Bases 1 to 999 code for a protein of 332 amino acids. Gene Ontology annotation, cellular component: fungal-type vacuole membrane; Gtr1-Gtr2 GTPase complex; nucleus. The transcript has 2 exons. Gene Ontology annotation, molecular function: GTPase activity; GTP binding. Lineage: Eukaryota; Fungi; Ascomycota; Eurotiomycetes; Eurotiales; Aspergillaceae. The record is from RefSeq and is a predicted model, not a curated record. Gene Ontology annotation, biological process: cellular response to starvation; positive regulation of TOR signaling; cellular response to amino acid stimulus.